This is a messenger RNA of Anopheles merus, 477 nucleotides long. RefSeq lists its product as uncharacterized. The coding region runs from base 52 to 477 and encodes 141 amino acids. The transcript has 3 exons. The record is from RefSeq and is a predicted model, not a curated record. Lineage: Eukaryota; Metazoa; Arthropoda; Insecta; Diptera; Culicidae.
AAAAAAGCGAUGGAAAUUUUGCUUCAAUUUCAACGGAAAUGAGAAACAUUGAUGAUUAUUGCAAGCGAAAGGUGUCCUGCUACGUCGGCACUCGAAAAAACGUCUUGCUACGACGGCACCCGGAAUUCAAGAAAGCUGAUCUCCUUCGCUUUGCCAACGCGUGAAGUUCCGCGCGAACCCGUCGGCUACGUCGGAUGCUGUCGGUUCCCAGACAACACCGGGUACCUGUGGCUGCGUACUACGCCCAGCGUAAGACCGCACUCGCAUAACAGUAGACUUAAAAAGAUCUUUACCAUCACGAUUCGAAAGCUAAAGAACAGCUGGACUGUUAGCAUGAUGAACAGAAAAUAUCCGGGAUACCAAUCGGGAACCUGGUCCGAAGCAAAAUGGGAACAUCGAUUCGUUAGCUUGGCUCAAGCGCGUCAGCAACAACCGAUGCUUACCGAUACAAUCACCACCACAUUGCUGACCAGCUGA